GCAAUGUUUACAAACCAAAUUACUAAAGUCCUCAAGGCCGCACGAUCAUAGAGCAUGCUCGAAUAAUUUCAAUGAAGCCUAGCCUCUAAUUGGUCAAUUUGAAGCAGCGUCAGUUCGUUACAAAUCAUAAGUCACUACGUAAUUGGCUACUGGUUUCUUUCGCAGGGAGCAUCAUCGUAUAAUUCACAACGAAAAAUGGAUUUAGAUUCCGAACUACUCUGCUCCCCACGAAAAAUCAGAAGAUUAGCAAGUUCUUCUGAAAAUUUACCUUCUCAGAAGUUAUCUCAGGAAUCGAGAGCUACUAGCACUCCCACAAGAAGGAGUUUGAUGCAUAAGUUAUCAAUAUCUUCUGAAAUAUCUAGUAUCAAUCAAGAAUCCCCCGCGAACUCGAGAAGCACCAAUAAUAGAAAUGAAGAGGAAGCUGAUGUUUCUGAUGUUUUAUCUCUUAUAAAUGAGUUAUCUCUCAGUGGAAAAUGUUCGGUGUAUUCUCUUGGUUCUGAAAUCUUGCAUAGGCCCAAUCCUCGAAUAUUUCGUGGAAAAGCAUGGACAUUUUUCAAACCCAAGUACCAAGAAUCAUUGUAUUCUAAAGUCUUGGAAAACUUCGAUAGUAUCGAGGAUAUUGCCUUUGAAUUUCUGGAGGAAUUGAGAUCUGAUGAGAUAAAAGGUACCCUCACAAUGAUCAAAUUUUUUGUUGAUCUUUGCGGAUAUCAAUGGGCUAGAGUUGAUGAGCAUUUCGAUUUCGAUAAAGAUUUCUCUAUUUCAUGCCAAAAGGUGAUAAAAUUGAUGGAAUUUGAUUUCAUCAAUGAUGAGAUGCUGGAAGCAAAUACUUAUAUAUUUUUUGAGGCAGACAAGCACACGAAAUUAGGUGAAACACUGGCUUCGGCAGUGAAUUCCUUCAUCGAGAAGGUCAUGAUUGGUGCUUAUGGUCAAAAUAUACUGUUUUCAAGACCAUUUCAUAAAUACAUUUUUCAAUUUCUCUUCUACAUGUGUCAGGGUAUAUUGAGAUCUAUUCGACACACAGGAGUUACCCUCACAAGGAUGAUAUUGAAAGUUCUCAACUAUAUUUAUCUUCGAAUUGUGAAAAAAUUAGAGUUAGGGGAUUCUCAACGUGAACUUGAUCUUUUACCAAUUGAAAAAGAAAUAGAGUAUGCGGAGAAAUAUAUUCAACAUUUCUUUGAUAUUUUUGUUAAAAAUAGUUUCAUACCGGAUUCAAAGUUGUAUGUUUUGCGAGCAAAAAAUGUGAAAGAGAUGGGCAACUGGAUGAUAGAGGUGCCUCAAGUUUAUUUCGCGAAUUGUACAGCUUCCUUGUUCAAGCUACAACUUGAUGAGUCUGAAAUAGUUCGUUUGAAUGUGGUACAAGUUUGGAAGAAUUUGAUAAAAACUAAAACUGUGUACUUGCACGUAGUUAAACAUCUGAAUGAUAUAGUGAAGUUAGUUCAAGGUAGACUGAAAGAUUCUCAGCUCAGAGUAGUUGUAGAGGCUGUGGAUUUUUUUUCAGUCUUGGUAGAUAAUCAUCCAAGGGCCAUUGGCGAAGAACUAACUUGUGAUAUCACAGAACUGCUGUACGCAAAGAGCUAUCUUUGUGCCAAGGCAGCUGGUUUUUUCACAAUAAAGUUUUUCAAUUCGGCCAAAUUGAAUGAAACCGAUCUUCUCAAGAAACUUGUAGAUAUAAGUAGCGUUCCAAGGUUUCAGAAAAUUAAGCAUUUUUUCGUCGAAUCCUUCAUGGAGCACAGCACCGUCCUUGAUAAUUACAAGUUGAUGAUGGAAGUUUUAUUGUCUUGUAAGAAACAUACCACGAAUGAUUUUGCUUAUGCUCUUGCCUUGAUCGAGUUGAUGUAUUAUUCCAUUUAUCAGAAAUUGAAGGGAGAACCAUUAAUAAAAAGAAAACAUUCAUUCACAGCUUCUCCGGUUUCAUUUAGUCAUGAAGAAGUAGCAAAAGUAUUCUUAUUAAAUCUCCAACAAUUCAUGAGCCUGUUCUCAGACCAAACAUCAAUUUUAAAUUAUUUGUUGAAAAUACUCAAUCUGAUAGAUUAUCAUGUAUUGACAUCUUCUUACCGACCGCAUCUCAUAUUUCUCACGAAAAGUUGUAGAGUACUUUUUCUGAAUGAUAGCAACGAAGAACUUCUGGGGAACAUCUGCAAGUUGUAUCAUUAUUUAUGCUUUGAGAAAGAAACUUGCCUGAAGGAAAGUUUGCACAAGUUCCUUGUCAAUUUGUUUGAGAACCUCAGCAAUUACCUUCAGGGUUAUUUAGAGCCUAGAGAAGAACAAGAAAUAGCUCUUGAACUUCAUUUCAGAAAGAUUGGAAAGCUUUAUGAAAAAUUCAAUAUGAACGCGUUUUAUGACUGGAAUGGUAUCUUCACAGUAUGGGGCAAUGAACUGCUGUGUAGGGGUCAAAUGGUAACUUGCCGACACUACAUUUUGUGGACAAUUAAAGAAGUGAUGAGGGAUUGGCACAAAGAAAAGGGCGAUGAACACAGAAUGAAAAAAAUUAACUUGAAGACUUAUUUUUCUGAGUACGUCGCAUCCCUAGUCCAAUUGAUGACUUCUUCUGAUGCCAAAGAUGAUUUAAAACUCGACGCUUUCGAAUCGUUUUGCUUCGUUCAUACACACUCUUAUGAAACAUUGAUGAUGGAUGCAGAGAUGGCAGAAUUUAAACUUCAUAUACUACAAAGUUUAAGAACCUAUAUUCCAGAAACAUUGGUUAAAUUCUUCAGUUACAAAAUUGUGCAAAAUAAAUCGGUUACAUUUGAACGGAGGAAAAAAUUGAUAUGCGACUGGCUAGGACUGAUUCUCAACGCUUUAACAGACGUCCUUUAUAUAAUCCCUCUCUUUGAAUGUUAUCACACAAGGUCUGAAGAAUAUGGAUCUUUGAUAGAAUUUGUGGCAGCAAAGAUUUAUGCAAAGAAACAAGAAGUAUUUUUUCAACUCAUCGUAGCCACAUUGACCAAAUUGGCGAGCCACGUGUUUCACACUCUUUGCAGGUCGAUUUCCAGUCCAGAAGCCAGAGAAUUGAUGGCAUUAGCGGAUAAAUUUUCAAACAUGAAGGAAUUUUCAAAUUCUUCAAAGGAAGUGCUCAGAAUGCUUCACUUGGGAUUCAAACAUUGUUUCAGAGAUGGGCUAUUCGAACUUUUGGUUUUAUUACAAAACUUUCAACAUAAAUUAUCGGAAGAACACUACAAAGAUUGUUUACAGAUAUUUGUGGCAAUGACUCCAAAGGAAUUCGAAAACAAGGAAUAUGUGAAAACCUUCCGAGCAAAAUUACAAGCUGGUAAACCAAAAGGAUUCGGGAAGUCUAUUAACAAGACCAUUUCAUCCACUGAUAUUGGUAUGGAUACUAAGAAGUCAGAAAUCGACGUUGAAAACCAACGCAAAAAACGAAGACGUGGAAGUACUAGAAAAUCUAUACCGGUCAACGAAUCAUUCAAGGAAAAUGUUGAAAAUAAAACACCGAAGAAAGUCAAGACUCCCAAACUGAAAAAACCUAAAAAUAAGUAGAAGAAUGAAAUACUUAGCACUUAGCAUUCAUUCAAUUGUAAAAUUGAGAAUUUCAUGUUUGUGUUUUUUUAGAACUACAUUGUUAUUUUAUGUAUUCAUUUUUUUAGAUACUCUGUGUAUUAUCUUUGGUUUAAAGGUGUGAAAAGGCUUUAAAUGGAAUAAAAAACUGUUUGACAAUAAAAAUAAUUUUAAUAACAAAUUUUAGUAUAUAUCUAUGAAGAUAUAUCAACACAUUUCAAGGUAGCAAAUCUGCAUCUUGCCGUGAAGAUGUUCUGAACAGAAAAUUUCAAAAACAUAAAACAAGAUUUGCCUAAUUUUUAGUUACAUCACAUUGUAAAAUCACAUUUGGUUAAAUGCCAGGAAAACAUGGUUUACUAUAUUGUUGAAAACAAACUUUGACCAUUCGCACAUAUUCUACCAAGAUUACAACAACAAAUUGAUAACAAGACUUGCCCGGUAUACAGGCCUUUAAACUGCACAAACCCCAUGGAGAACUAAUCUGAAUAACUUCUCGAAAAUAAUUCUAUGAAAUUUUAUUGUGCAUUCUGAUAAAUCAGUAAACAAUUUUAGUGCGAUUAUUCUUAUUCCUCUAAUAUAUUUAAAACAACUCAAGAUCUGAAUAUGUUGGGCCAAGCUUGCAAGGAAAAUUUUCGAAAGUAAAAUUUGGAUAUGCUCAGCUCAUUUCGCCGAAUUUUUAAAAAUUUGUUCAAGAUUAAUUAUAAAAAUUUAAUAGAGAAUCACAACCAAAACUAACAACAAUUGGAAAACAAAGUCGGAGUUCCAUUAUUGCUGAAUUUUACUCGUGGUCAUAACAAGAAUCAGGUAAAUGUUGAAAAUUAUAAGCUUUCAGAAAAUAGUUCUGCAAUCUUACCAUAAUCUUGAUAAAACCAAACCUCAAAUCACAUAUUCACCUGAAGAUAUUUGUAGAUCCAGAAAAACUUGAAAUAUCGAGGAAUAUAAUUAUUUUUCUGAAUCACUCGAUAACUAUACAAAACUAUUAUUUACAGAAAUAACAAUUAAAAUGAAAAUAAUUUAGAUUUAAAAAUUCAAAUUACACAAUGGAUAUAUCAUUUAUAUAAAAAUAUAAAGAAAAUCGGGCAACUAUACAGAAAUUAUUAAAACUUAGCGUUUAUGCAAUACAAAGAAUAGAUCAAAAACUAUUACCGAUAAGGAAACAUUUGAAUUUUAGUGUUGCACCAAACUGGGGAUUGUAAAGAAAUAACGUUGACUGGCGAGGUAGUUGCAUUCGAUCUAUACUUUGUAAAAUCGAUUUCAAUUUAACGCGGCAAUUUAUCUAGGAAUUUUGUCGAGGAAAUCAGUUUCGACUACUUUAUCAAUUUUCUCUAGGAUGAUGUCCAA
Molecule: messenger RNA, 4854 nt
Organism: Coccinella septempunctata (seven-spotted ladybird)
Lineage: Eukaryota; Metazoa; Arthropoda; Insecta; Coleoptera; Coccinellidae
Exons: 21
Coding region: 196-3495 (1099 amino acids)
Biological process (GO): sister chromatid cohesion
Cellular component (GO): nucleus; chromatin; cohesin complex
Molecular function (GO): chromatin binding
Source: RefSeq, a predicted model, not a curated record